Messenger RNA from Exophiala viscosa, 2069 nucleotides. RefSeq names its product mitochondrial protein-transporting ATPase. The coding region runs from base 113 to 1663 and encodes 516 amino acids. Lineage: Eukaryota; Fungi; Ascomycota; Eurotiomycetes; Chaetothyriales; Herpotrichiellaceae. The record is from RefSeq and is a predicted model, not a curated record. Gene Ontology annotation, biological process: protein import into mitochondrial matrix. Gene Ontology annotation, cellular component: mitochondrial inner membrane. Gene Ontology annotation, molecular function: protein-folding chaperone binding. The transcript has 2 exons.
UCCUGUCGCCAGGUGAUAUUCCGUCUUCACCAUAUACGAGCUCAAGAGAUAUUUUCUCUCUGGCUACGCUACACAUUAUUUGGUUUUGCCAGAGGCUGAUUCUGUUCGAGGCAUGAUCGUACCGCGCCGAGCACCAGUAAAUGGUGUCCGUCAAUAUGUGACUGCCACCACUUCACUUGCCACUCUGCGAACGGCGCAGUAUGGAAGGACAGCAGCCUACCGAAGGUUAACAGCGUCGGACAAACCCUCAACGCCGCUCAUACUCUCCCAGCACCUCACACCGUUUUCUCCUCGACUCACACCCUCGAAUCAGACUCUGUUACGAUCUCUACAUAACUCCCGAGCACAAUACCAACAAGCACAGCCCAAAGAAGAAUCAAAAGAAGAAGUCCGAGAUCCUCCGCGGGACGAAAAGGCGGAGAAGGAGUCUAGUGAAGAGAAGCAGGAGGGCGAAGGUGAUAAGAAGAGAAAGGGCGAGAAAGGCGAAAAGGACGAUAAACCCCCUCCACCUCCCCAUGGAGACAAAACACCAUGGCAGGUCUUCACGGAGACACUGCGGACCGAGUUCAAAGCCUCCAAGGAGUGGAAUGAAUCUACCAAGGAACUAUCCGGCUCUGUACAGCAGUUCACCGAAUCUGACGCUGUGAGAAAGGCACGCGAGGCCUCCGAAGCCGCCAGCAAAGGCACGUCACAAGUGUUGAAGAGCACAGGUCGUGCAAUUGGCCAAGGCGCUGCCUGGACCUGGGACAGUAAUGUGGUCCAAGGCAUCCGAAAAGGCGUCAACGCGACCGGUCGUGGAAUCGAACAAGUCACUCGACCAGUUCGAGAGACAAAGGCCUUCAAGGAUUUAUCCGAGGCUAUCGAUGAUGGAAGCAGUUCGAGAUACGGUGGAUGGGUAGAAAAGGAAGAGCGACGGAAGAAGAGGGAAGCUCAACUGCUAAGAGAAGCGGGUGGUAAGCCCGUGGAACCAAUGGUGGAAGAUCCCAAUGCUGGAACCAACAUCACAGUCCACAAAGAUUCAGCCUUUAAAGAAUCCUGGAACCAGUGGAAGGAGAACUCCAAGUUAAUGCGAGGCCUUUUCAACAUGAAAAACACAUACGAAGAGUCGGAAAACCCCAUAAUAUCAACAGCUCGAGGCAUUGCCGAUCGGGUGGCCGGUUUCUUUGCCGAGAACGAAACCGCAAUGGUCAUCAAGAAGUUCCGUGAAAUGGAUCCCAACUUCCAACUCGAGCCUUUCCUGCGAGAUCUGCGCGAAUAUGUUCUUCCCGAAGUCUUGGACGCAUAUGUCAAGGGCGACGUGGAAGUGCUCAAAACUUGGCUAUCUGCGGCACAAUUCCAGGUCUAUUCUGCUCUGAUGGAGCAAUAUACAAAAGCUGGCUUGAAAUCAGACGGACGGAUUCUGGAUAUCAGACAUGUCGAUAUCCUGAAUGCUCGAUUAUUGGAACCAGGUGACAUUCCUGUGUUCAUCAUCACCUGCAGAACACAGGAAGUGCACGUAUAUCGCAAUGCGAAGACGAAUGAUUUGGCCGCUGGUAUGGAAGAUAAAGUCCAACUGGUGACAUAUGCCAUUGGAAUGACCAGACUGCCGGAAGAGGUCAACAACCCGGAGACAAGAGGAUGGAGAAUGAUUGAACUGCAAAAGGCAGCCAGAGACUACAUCUGAUAUCGUUCAUCAGAAAGUGUGCCAGCAUUUAGCGAGCAUCAUCGGGACGAGCAAUGUCCUUUCCUUUGUGUCUCUUGGGGACCAACUCACCUCGGUCGCGGCAUUUUAUUCUUGGGUCUGUUUACAAAAGGGCUGGAUGGGACUCUUCUAUGGAAUGUAUUUAUACAGCCGGGAUACUUGCGACGAGAUCUGCAUGAUCUCAUUGGCGGGAGUCUCGAACUGAACGCUGGGGAGCGAUGUGUUUAUAUCAGGGGAUGGAGCUGCAUCAUGGCUGCUAACAUGUCCAGCCUCAUGUUGUGUGGUUGAUCAACCCAAUAUUUGAUACAUAAUUCUUCUCAUGAAUCUCGACCAAAUCAAAAGCAUGAACCACUGUUUUUUUAGUCUUUCUCGAGUCAAGAUCGAUCAG